GGCCGCAGAAGAAGAAAAGGGGGCAGAAGGGCUCGUCCUCUGCGCUGACAGCCCGCCAUGCUCACUCUGCUGCGCCGCUGCGCUCACAGCCCACUGACGCCCCGCGCCGCCCUCACGCUGAACACGAGCUGCUACGCCACAGUGAUGGAGAAGCGCGUGGCCGUGGUCCUGGCGGGCUGCGGGGUCUAUGAUGGCAGUGAGGUUCACGAGGCCUCCGCUGUGCUGGUCCACCUGAGCAGGGGAGGCGCGAGUGUCAAAAUGUUCGCCCCCAACAUCGACCAGAUGCACGUUGUGAAUCACCUGAAGGGCGAGCCGUCCGAGGAGAGAAGGAACGUGUUGGUGGAGAGCGCGAGACUGGCCCGUGGAGACAUCCAGGACCUGGCUAAACUCAGCGUGAAAGACCACGACGCCAUCAUAUUCCCAGGUGGUUUCGGGGCGGCGAAGAACCUCUGCACGUGGGCCGUGCAGGGGAAGGACUGCGCCGUGAACGACGAGGUUAAGGCGGUGCUGCAGGCGUUCCACGGCGAGGGGAAGCCCAUCGGCCUCUGCUGCAUCUCGCCUGUCCUGGCGGCCAAGGUGUUUCCCGGCUGCGAGGUCACCGUCGGCAUCGAGAAGGACGACAAGUAUCCCGACACGGCCGACACCGCAGCGGCCAUCACGCAGCUGGGCUGCAAGCACGUGAGCAAGAGCGUCGGCGAGAGCCACGUGGACGAGAAGAACAAGCUGGUCACCACCGCCGCGUUCAUGUGUAACGCCCCGAUACACGAGAUCCACGACGGCAUCGGGGCGAUGGUGCAGGACGUGCUGAAACUCGCUUGAUUGGACCGAGACUCCUCAAACGCCCUCGACCGUAACCCCCUCAAUCGAAGCAACUUCCAGAAACAUGUUGGUAGUAGUGAUGUGCACUGCGUCAUCUGAAUUUAUUUAGGCAGAAAUCUUGGUCUGAGUAAAUCUCAGUGGCCUGUUUUCUAAUGACAAUCAGUAUCAGUGGUAUGGUCUAAAAGAAAUGCAAUAAAAUGUAGAAGUUGA
Molecule: messenger RNA, 1029 nt
Organism: Pungitius pungitius (ninespine stickleback)
Lineage: Eukaryota; Metazoa; Chordata; Actinopteri; Perciformes; Gasterosteidae
Exons: 4
Coding region: 58-819 (253 amino acids)
Source: RefSeq, a predicted model, not a curated record